Molecule: messenger RNA, 1098 nt
Organism: Cornus florida
Lineage: Eukaryota; Viridiplantae; Streptophyta; Magnoliopsida; Cornales; Cornaceae
Product: homoserine kinase-like
Exons: 1
Coding region: 1-1098 (365 amino acids)
Molecular function (GO): ATP binding
Source: RefSeq, a predicted model, not a curated record
AUGGCAAUUUUUCUUUACGUUAAUGUCUCUACUGUGACAAUACCUUCCACCGACCUAUCCAAAAUUGAAAAUUCUCCUGUGCCAUUCAAACGCCACCUCUUUAUUCCAAACUUUAAAGUAAGUUUUCUUUCUUCUCUACCCAAAUUUCCUUCCAUGAAGACCUUCGAUCCACCUAGCUUCGUCUGUUUGGCUUCUAAAAGCCAAACUGAGCCGGCACAUCUUUAUAAGUCUAUAACGUGCACUGCCCCUCCUACCCUUGCCAACUUUUACAGCAGAUUUAAGUUGAUUGACUGCACCUUCUCUGGCAACAACGAUAUAGUUACGGUGACUGUGAAUCUAGUUGUCAAUGGCAAAAAAGUUUUCGUCACCAAUAUAAUUAGUAUGGGAGUAAAAGACCUGUACAAGCUCAAAAAGCCUUUGAGCUACUCAACCGCUUUUGCGACGUUAGCUAUAAUACAGUUACUUAACGUCAAAUCCAUUGGUCUGUCUAUUAUAAUAGAAAAAUGUGUGCCGGUAGGAGCCAAUCUAGGGUCGACAGCAGCCAUGGCCACUGCCGUUAAUGUGGCUAUUAAUGAGUUGUUCGGCUCCCCACUACCAAAGAGUGAACUAGUGCCUCAAAUAAUCGAUUCGCAGACCAGAGUUUCAAAUUACAAUUAUAACGUUGCAGCAACCAUAUUGUGUGGAUUUGUUAUUGUUGAAGGUAAUUCAUUGGUAUAUAAGCUGUUAAAAUACCCAACGAAAAUUCAUCUCUACAUUGUGAUUUUCUGUUUGGAAUUUGACGUCUUUAGGAUGGAAAUUACUAAGAGUUUAUUGGAGUAUUUGGACUACAAAAUGCUUGGUGAAGAAGUUACAAUUUCAUCUUGUGUGUCUUCAAUCUUGGCGAGUGAUCCUGUGGGGUUUGGUAAAGCUAUAUCGUAUGAUGGUCCGAUGAAGGUUUCUGUAAUCCCGGGUUGUAAAUCGAUUAAGAAGGUGACGAUGGAAGCGGGAGCUUACGGCUGGAGUACAGCAACUAUGGGACUUACGGUAGUGGCUAUCACCAACUGUUUCGCUAAAGACGAACUGAUAGGUGAGAAGAUGUCGAAAGGGUGUAAAAAGUAA